GUAUUCAUAAUGGAGAGGGCGGCAGACAGGAACAGGUGUACUAUAGAAAACAGAGUCAGGUGAUUAAAGAGAGAAGUAAAAUAAGCGAAACGGAACUAGGAGUGAGAAAGUACGGCAAAAGUCUCUGUAAGCUGAUGAAAAGGGGGUUUGUCCAACACAACUGGGCAGUAGGAGAGAGAAAGUCAAGAGACGGCGAGAGGAAGAAGAGGGGAGAGAAGUCAUGGACGGAGAAGUGGACGAGGAAGAUGGCACCUUUACAAAUAUCUCUCUGGCGGAUGACACAGCGGACACUGGAACCGCAGCACUGUACACAAAACAGGACAAGCUCCCCACCAUGAACUGCGACAUGGAUGGAGAAAUGGAGAACCAAGUGGAGAUGGAGGAGAAGACGAGGCUCAUCAAUCAGGUUCUGGAACUUCAGCACACACUGGAAGACCUAUCUGCACGGGUGGACGCGGUUAAGGAGGAGAACUUGAAGCUGAAGUCGGAGAACCAGGUUCUAGGCCAGUACAUCGAGAACCUCAUGUCUGCCUCCAGUGUCUUCCAGACCACCGACACCAAGAGCAAACGCAAGUGAUGAGCCGGCCUGGAAAAACUCUGGACGUCGAUGCCAGCGUCUGGGAGAUUGAAACCCACCAUGGAGGCAUAGAGAGGGGGUUGUCUUCUGAACAGACCGAGGCAUUCUCUUGGCUUGCCUGAGUCCAUAUAAAUUGAACUUAACCAAAACUGCAAGUUGGCUGUUGGCCAUCCAUCCAACUGACUCUUCCUUGACCCAGAAGUAACCAAUUGAUUUAAUAACAGUUUGGAUCUGGGUCUGUUUUGCAGCAGUUUUCUCUCUAUGUUAUAGACUAGGUAGACGUCACCCGUAGACCACUAGUUAAGGGUCAGACGGUUUUUGUCUUUAACAGUCAACGCUAAAAUGCAGGGUAACUGGAAUUCUUCUACUGAAUAUUAGAAUAAUAAUGAUCUGAUCCAAGAUAAGUGGUUGUGGGUCAUUUCUACCAAUUAAAUUCUUAGCUCUUGCUUUACUGUACUUGUGAGUUCCAGAUGGGUGGGACCUACAGUAUCAGGACAUUACGAUAAGUGUCAGAUGUGUUGUCCGUCAAAAUGAUUUUCACAUAAUUUCCUGUGUUGUCAAACUUAUGCGGCAUUUAUUAUCCUCCAUGUGGCAAAUCCCACCCAUCUGAACCACAGCACAUUAAACCAAAAGGAUAUUUUGCAAAUACUUUGUGACACUUGUCUGCUCUCAAUCUCCGGAUCAGGUGUCUAUUCCCUUUUAGCGCUCAACUUCCCUCUCUGCUCAUAUUAAUUUAUUUGUAGUUUCCUGUGUUGCGCCCCCCCCUUUUUUUAUUUUUCUUUGUCAGUUUGAUCUGAGUUUUAUUAGUUCUCAGAUGUCAGUACAAUGCCAUAACCAAAUUUUUCUUGAACUGAUCUCAAAAAUGAUGUGGAGAAUGUGGAAUAUGUUUGAAUUGCAUGGUCAUGUAAUUCACCUGUGUGUAGUUCACUCCUUAUAACGGUUUUUAUCAUUUAUUUGGCCAACAGCUCAGUUUUUGCGUAGCUGCAGCACAUGAUUGCAAAAGGCCUGAUGGUUUCUUCAAAGUACCUCUACCGCCAUGAAUUGGAUUAUACAUUCAUAUGUAGUUAUGCAGCCCCAGUUAACAUAAUUUUGAAAGUAAAACCAGAGAAAGGUCAUGUGAAUGUCUUGGUUCAUGCAUUUUGUUAAUCAAGUAGUUCUUUAUAAAAUCACUGUAUGAUGUAACACAGAGAUUGAGAUUUUCUUUAGUUUAUCAACUUGCUGUAUCCAGCAUCAAGUGAUUGUUGGGGUACAAACUAAUAGUCUUUUUUCCAGCAUAAUGCGAUAUUGUUUCCAGGCACUCCCCUCUCAUAGUUGGUUUGCAGGACCUAACACUGCGAAUUGUAUUUUGUCUCUCUAAUGCUGUAAUGUUUACUGACUAAUAAUGUUAGGGAACAGCAAAGUGGAUUAAAACCGGGAAGAAGCGAGGGUUUAAUGAACGAAGAGGUAGGAAGGCAGACGGGCGUUCUCCUUUAAGUGUAUAAGGAAAAGUAAACCCUUGUAAAGAGGCCUUGAGUGCUAUUGAUCCAGCCUGUUAGCAGGAAAUGUGCUGAGCUCAACAUGCUGUGGGAAGGCCGAGCAGAGGCCUGCGAUGCCCCAGUGAGCGGGAUGCUGGCAGAGGCUCGCAGGAGAAAGUAUUGUGAUUGUUUUCAUCUUGAAUUGCAGAUAUUAUCAACAAAGAUAUCCAGGGAAUUUAUGUCCACAAAGUGAAAGUGUUUAGAGUCAAGGAGUUAUGCUUCUGGUGCUACUGUAAAAAGUAAGUAAUUUAUUUAGUUUUUUUCCAAAUAAGGUUAAACACAUAAAUGCAGCCUUUAAUUUAUGGCCAUAACCUGUAUUUAUUUUUUCUCAGCUGUUGUACAGUUAUGUGCUUAUUUACUCAUUUUGUUUCUCUCCGGCAUGCUGACUAUGCCCUACUACCUACACAUCCUGAGAGUUCAACUGCCUUUUGUGUGGCAGUGUACAUUUGACUGAGUUGCCUUUGAACAUUUGUUUUAAUAAAAACAUAAGGUCACUUCUUUUUCUGGGUGUUUUCCUCACUACCCAAUCCCACAUAUACAACACAACAUGGUAACACGCGUCCGGGUAGCAUAGCGGUGUAUUCCGGCCUAACAACACGGGGAUUGGCGGUUCGAAUCCACGCGUGACCUCCGCCUUGGUCGGGCGUCCCUACAGACACAACUGACCGUGUCUGUAGGUGGGAAGCUGGAUGUGGGUAUGUGUCCUUGUCGCUGCAC
Molecule: messenger RNA, 2808 nt
Organism: Lampris incognitus (smalleye Pacific opah)
Lineage: Eukaryota; Metazoa; Chordata; Actinopteri; Lampriformes; Lampridae
Gene: scoca
Product: short coiled-coil protein a
Exons: 4
Coding region: 221-577 (118 amino acids)
Cellular component (GO): trans-Golgi network
Source: RefSeq, a predicted model, not a curated record